Molecule: messenger RNA, 701 nt
Organism: Cynocephalus volans (Philippine flying lemur)
Lineage: Eukaryota; Metazoa; Chordata; Mammalia; Dermoptera; Cynocephalidae
Gene: CTNNBIP1
Product: catenin beta interacting protein 1
Exons: 5
Coding region: 206-451 (81 amino acids)
Biological process (GO): negative regulation of Wnt signaling pathway
Cellular component (GO): nucleus; beta-catenin destruction complex; cytosol
Molecular function (GO): beta-catenin binding
Source: RefSeq, a predicted model, not a curated record
GCCCCGGAACAGGCCGCCGCGCGCCGCGCUCCGGACCCGCAGCCCCCACCGGCCCGGCCGGGUCGGGCGGCCCAGGGCGGCAUCUUCCUAUUUCUCCCUGGCCACAGCCCUCCCUUCACAGUUCAGCACCUGUUUGCCUGAAGUUAAUUUCCAGAAGCAGUGCUGCUUCUUGCUCUACAGGAGUCCCCAGAGCUGGGCCAGGGGGAUGAACCGCGAGGGAGCUCCCGGGAAGAGUCCGGAGGAGAUGUACAUUCAGCAGAAGGUCCGAGUGCUGCUCAUGCUGAGAAAGAUGGGAUCAAACCUGACAGCCAGUGAGGAGGAGUUCCUGCGCACCUAUGCAGGGGUGGUCAACAGCCAGCUCAGCCAGCUGCCACAGCACUCUAUCGACCAGGGUGCAGAGGAUGUGGUGAUGGCAUUUUCCAGGUCGGAGACGGAAGACCGGAGGCAGUAGCUGCAAACCCCUUGGAACACCUUAGAAGCUGUCAAGAGCCAAGAGAUCGGUGUGGCUCCUCGGCCAGCUGAGUGGCAGCCCUCCCUCUCCGAGCCCCCACCCCACCCCACCACAUACCCCACCCCACGCCACUCAGCAGGGCUGGCAUCAAGGGAGACACCGUGGUGCGUUUAUGAUUGGCUUUAAGGGAUGGACUCGUGAUUGGCUGCAGGAAGAAAUCUUUUUAUUUUUAAAUCUUGACCAACGGAAA